Molecule: messenger RNA, 1116 nt
Organism: Saccharomycodes ludwigii
Lineage: Eukaryota; Fungi; Ascomycota; Saccharomycetes; Saccharomycodales; Saccharomycodaceae
Gene: ARC1
Product: Arc1p
Exons: 1
Coding region: 1-1116 (371 amino acids)
Cellular component (GO): methionyl glutamyl tRNA synthetase complex
Molecular function (GO): tRNA binding
Source: RefSeq, a predicted model, not a curated record
AUGACCGAUUUAGUUGCAAAAUUCAAAGAAUUAAACUUACCAUCAUCAACCGAAUUCACUCAAGAACAAAAAGCUACUAAAUCCCAAUGGGAAAACAUUUCCAACUCUGGCCAAAUUGUUACUAAUUUAAGUGAGCUAAAUACACAUUUGAAAUUCAAUGCCUUCAUCAUUCCACAAGCUUCAUUAGAACCUUCCGAAACUGAUGCUUUUGUCUUAGAACACACUUUACCGGGCCUAAAAGAUAUCAUUUCUGCUUCUAAAGACAUUAAAUCUACCGUUGCUGAAUACAGACAUAUUAUCAGGUGGGCUUUGUUUUUGAUUAAAUUAUUGAAAAUCACCGAUGAACCUGUAUUGACCGGUAUUAAUUUGGAUUUAGAUUUACCUAGAGAAAUUAUUGAAAAGAAAAAAAAAGAAGAUGCUUCAAAGAAGGAAAAACAAGGCAGUGCUAAUGAAACCAAGAAAGGAAAUAAACAGCCAAGAGGCAAACCAGAUGAGGAAACUUUGAAAAAAUUAAGAGAAGAAGCUAAGGCCAAGAAGGCUGCCAAAAAGGCUGAAAAGGGCAAGCAACAACAACAACAACAGGAGGCAGAUUCUAAACCAAAUGUUUCUGCCAUUGAUUUCCGUGUUGGUUUUAUCGAAAAGGCCAUUAAGCAUCCUGAUGCUGAUAGUUUGUACGUAUCCACUAUUGAUGUUGGUGAAGAAGAAGGUCCAAGAACCGUUUGUUCCGGUUUAGUUAAAUAUUUUCCAUUGGAAGCUAUGCAAAAAAGAUACGUUGUUGUAGUUUGUAAUUUGAAACCAGUUAAUAUGAGAGGUGUUAAGUCUUAUGCCAUGGUUUUAUGCGGCAGUGAUGAAGAUAAAAUUGAAUUUGUCGAACCACCAGCUGGUUCCAAACCAGGUGAUAAAGUUUUCUUUGAAGGUUAUGGUGCUGAAGAACCAUUAAAACAAUUGAAUCCUAAGAAAAAGAUUUGGGAAGCUUACCAACCUAAUUUUAGCACAAAUGAUAAUUUAGAAGUUAUUUUUAAAGAUGAAACUGAUGGAGGUAAAAUUAAAAAAUUAACAAAUGCAAAAGGCGAAUCCUUUAAGGUCGCUUCUAUUGUACAUGCUAAUGUUCGUUAA